CGUCUCCGCCACGUGUUCCGCGCGGCCCCGGCGCUGCGGGCGUCAAAGCGCCGCGGUCGGGUGCGGCUCCCGCUAACGCUGCGUCGCCUCCGCUCUGUUCGUCCGCAGCUACUACCUCAAGGAGUCCAAGGGCAGCCGGCGGUGGCUGCUCUUCCUCGAAGGAGGGUGGUACUGCUUCAACAGGGAGAACUGCGACACCCGCUAUGACACCAUGCGGAGGCUCAUGAGCUCCAAGGAGUGGCCCGCGACCAGAGUUGGAACUGGGAUCCUGUCGUCACAGCCAGAGGAAAAUCCCCACUGGUGGAAUGCGAACAUGGUAUUCAUCCCUUAUUGCUCAAGUGAUGUUUGGAGUGGUGCCUCUUCCAAGUCUGAGAAAAAUGAAUAUGCCUUCAUGGGAGCACUGAUCAUUCAAGAGGUUAUAAAGGAGCUUGUGGGAAAAGGUCUUAGCACUGCAAAAGUGUUGCUGCUAGCAGGGAGCAGUGCUGGAGGAACAGGAGUGCUCUUGAAUGUGGAUCGAGUGGCGGAGCAGCUGGAGGAGAUGGGUUAUCAAGGGAUUCAGGUUCGAGGCUUGGCAGACUCUGGAUGGUUCCUGGAUAAUAAACAGUAUCGCAGAACUGACUGUAUUGAUACCAUAACGUGUGCUCCAACAGAAGCCAUCAGAAGAGGAAUAAGGUAUUGGAAUGGUAUUGUUCCUGAACGCUGUAAGCUGCAGUUUAAAGAGGGAGAGGAAUGGAACUGCUUUUUUGGAUAUAAGAUUUAUCCCACUCUUCGAUGUCCAGUCUUUGUGGUCCAAUGGCUCUUCGAUGAGGCCCAGCUUACUGUAGACAAUGUACACCUCACUGGCCAGCCUGUUCAGGAAGGGCAGUGGCUCUACAUCCAGAAUCUGGGCAGGGAGCUGAGAAACACCUUGAAGGAUGUAACUGCUAGCUUUGCUCCUGCCUGUUUGUCUCACGAGAUCAUUACACGCAAUCACUGGACGGACAUCCAGGUGAAGGGGACAUCAUUACCCCGUGCCCUGCACUGUUGGGAUCGGAGCCUACAUGAGAGCAACAAAAAUGGGAAAGCCCCUCUGAAAGGCUGCCCAAUUCAUCUGAUUGACAGCUGUCCAUGGCCCCAUUGCAACCCCUCGUGCCCCACUAUCAGGGACCAGUUCACAGGGCAGGAGAUGAAUGUGAUCCAGUUUCUCAUGCACAUGGGUUUUGAUGUUCAGAAGAUGGCACAGCAACAGGGCCUGGAGCCCAGUAAACUUCUGGGGAUGCUCAGCAGUGGUAACUAGGAAGGGAUCUUCUGAGGGGCAGGGAGAUUAGAUCAGGAGGGGACUUGAGGCCCUUCUCCCACACACUCUAAUCUUCUUCCUUAAGUUCAUGCAGGCUGGUGCAUGCUCACCCCCCAUGCAGGCUGAAACCUGUACACACCCACAUGCUCCCACACUCUUGCACACUUAAGAUGUGUCAAGAAAAAAAAAAAAAAAGCGAUUUCUUCCUUACACAGUUUGACUGGAACUUGUUACCUCCAAACUCCAGGGAUCACUUCUGGCCAUUCACAUCCUCUUCCUGUCUUACACAAGGCAAUCUGAUACAGGGAGUAGUAAAGCCAUAAAUAGCAGCAAUGAGAACCUUCCCCAGAUCUAGGACUUUUUCCCUUGUCAUGAAUUUUACAUCAUAGACUCGAUACAAGUGGUGAAAAAAGCAAGCACUGGAUUUCUUUUGUCCAACAAGAAGUGAAGGAAUGAUUACAUGACUUCCUGGAGGUCAGCGUCUCAUGAUAUAUUAUAACAUACAAACAAAGGACAUGUGCUAGGGAUGGACACUCUUGUAAUCAAUUUACUUUCGUAUUAUUUUAUAAAAUGACUUUUUUACUACUUUUUUAAACUAAGCAAGAAAUAUAAAUGAUAUUGUUUUGUAACAUAUAUUUUUUUUUUUAAAUAACGAAGGAACCUCUUGCUACUUUGGCAAUGUGGACAUAUUUAUUUUAAUAUGUAAAAUGCUAUUUAUAAGGGCUGACCAGAGAACCAUUCAUAUGUCUUUGUAAAGUUGUAUAUGCUGCUCAUUUGGAUGGGUUUUUCUUAUGAUCACUUGUGCCUGGGAGAGGGCUGAGGGUGGUAUUGACAUUUUAUAUUCAUUAGACUUCAGUGUUCCACUUGCAAUAUACUUUGUCAUUGUUUCUGUAAUGCAGAAUAUAUGAGGUCUAAGUACAGAUACUUUCACCCAGCAUCUGCUGUUUGCUUACUUGCACAGUGUUUUUAGCUUGAAGUUUGUGUUUUGUCAGAUAUGCAAGGGCAGUGUAUUUUAAGAUGCAGAGAGAUCUGGUUUUACAGCAAAGGCCACUAUUCUAGUUAGAGAAAUAUUUGAUUUGAUCAGACUAUCUGGUCUGUCUUAGAAGGUGAAGCAUUUGCAAAACAAAGAGAACACAAGUCAAGAAACAACAUAUUCCUGUUCUACUAAUCGUUUGCGAACGUGCCCACCUCAGAGAACAUAUAGAAUCCUCUUUGUAAUGGGAGGUGAACAAGGGACAGAUCAGGAUUGUGUGGCUGAAGCAUGCACUUCCAAGAUAAAUCUUACCAGGUUAAAAGGUAGUGCUAGGUGUAAAAUUUGUUGUCAUAGGUGAGUAAAAAAAGCAAAAACAAAAAGCUCUAACCAUUCAGUUACUAGUUACAGACUUCAGCAAACACUUGGGCAGUACCACAUAGGAAAUUAGCAGUCCUGCUGUUCAAGAUGGGGUUUAUUACACAUUUAAGAUUAAAA
Molecule: messenger RNA, 2744 nt
Organism: Oxyura jamaicensis (ruddy duck)
Lineage: Eukaryota; Metazoa; Chordata; Aves; Anseriformes; Anatidae
Gene: NOTUM
Product: notum, palmitoleoyl-protein carboxylesterase
Exons: 10
Coding region: 212-1276 (354 amino acids)
Molecular function (GO): hydrolase activity
Source: RefSeq, a predicted model, not a curated record